AUGGCAAACCAAGGCCAGCAACAGCAACAGCAGCAGCAAAGGGUCCCAGAAUCCAGCAACCAGCUCAGUCGUAGGGCGAACCUGCAGGGGACGGAGAAAACCAUCUUCGAUCUCGUCUGUGCUGGGACUAACAGAAGGCAGUGGGCGGAGUGGCUGCGAACUCCGCUGGAACACGCCGCCGGUGCGGGCAACAUUGAUCUCGUGACUAAGCUCCAGGGAGCCGGGGCGGGCGGGAGUGCUCUCCAUCUGGCACUCAGAGCAGGCCAGGACGCACUCGCGCAAGAGCUCCUAAGGCUGGGAGCUCCCACGAAGGCGAAAGACAACAACGGCGACACACCUCUCCACCUUGCUGCCGCCAGUGGCCUCGGCGAUGUCGUGUCCUUGCUUCUUCGUGACGGGGCUGAGGUGGAUGUGCUAGACAACAAGGGUCGGACGUCAAUUCAUCUCUCGGCGGAGCGUGGGUCUCCAUCCACCGUUCAAGCUCUGUUGGCGGCCGGUGGAGACCCGAGCUUGCGGUACGGGAAGGGCAAGGCAUUUUCGGCGUUGGGUCUGGCUGCUAGAGGUGGACAUGUUGAGGUCAUGCAAGCGUUGAUUCGGCACGGAGUGGACGUUAAUGCCCCCGACUCGAACGGCUGCACGGCCUUGCACUCGGCUGCGAUCGGGGAUGCGGUGGGUGCGAUCGACGUGCUCAUCGAGGCUGGGGCGAGUAUCGACGCUCAGGGUGGCGAGGAUGGAGAAAUGUACACACCUCUGCACGUGGCGAGCGAGAAGGGUUCGUCCGAAGCCGCACUAUCGCUGGUCAAGCACGGAGCGGACGUGCACAGGUCGGGGAGGAUGUCCAGGUGGGGGCGGAGUUGCGGCAAUGCUCUCAUCCUAGCUGCCGGCCGUGGCCACACCAUGAUCGUGACAUCGCUUCUGGCUGCCGGCGUGAAUGUCAACCUUCGCCCAGCAUACUCAGACAAGUCAGCGUUGGACGCGGCUUUUCAGGGAGGCCACGCCGACAUUGUGACAACCUUUGAUCCAGCACGGAGCGUUUGUCGACGCCACAGACUCACGUGGGUGUACGGCGCUGUUCAAGGAGCUGUCGUCUCGAUGUUACGGUAUGGGGCUCUUAUCGACGUGAAGGACAAUUGUGGUGACACGCCUCUUCACGCGGCAUCCAGUGCUGGGUGCUCCGAAGGGAUUCGCGCACUUGUAGAAUACGGGGCUGACAUCAAAGCGCUCAACGCCAAAGGCCGCACGCCGCUCGCCUUGACCGCCGAGUUCGGCUGUGAAGAUGCUACGGUAGUCUUGUUGGACGCUGGGGCAGACGUCAACGCUCCCGCUGACCACACCGAUGGAUCAGCUGCUCUGUCUUUGGCCACCUUGAGCGAGUACGUGGACGACACUAUGAAAAUCUUGAUUCAGCACGGAGCCGACGUAAACGCAAGGAACACAGAUGGGUUCACCGCUCUGCACCGUGCCGCUAUGUACAACGAGGUUGACGGCGUCGAUCUUCUGAUCUCGGCCGGGGCUAUCAUCGAGGCACUGGAUAAUCACAAGAGCACGCCUCUCGCCGUCGCGUUUCGGGAGGCCGUUUAUCGUUGGAAGAAGUACAACGGUGGUGCUGGGGACUUCGCGGCCAUGGUCUCCUUGCUGAAGCACGGCGCCGAUCCCAACACCGGCAACAUAGACAAAGGCUGUCCGAAUUCUUUGCUCUACUACUUCAUACGUUGCGGAUGCCCGAUUUCCGUGUUCCGGGAGCUUCUUGCUGUCGGUCCGAACCUUGACGUCCGUGCCGACGACGAAUGCACUCCACUCAUGGUCUCCCAAGAUCACCCCGAGAUGUUCUCCGAACUACUGCUGCACGGGGCGGACACGAAUGUGCAAACCAAGGGCGGUGGAACAGCGUUACACAAGGCCGCGCAAGACGACAACGGGGUAUGCAUCGAGGCCCUCAUCAGUGCCGGGGCCUCGACCAAUGUCAAGGACAGGAACGGCCGCACGCCUCUUCACCUCGCCACCAUCAACCAUAAAUGGAACGCCAUGCGGAUGUUGCUAAGGAGCGGUGCGGACAUUUCUUCAGCGGACAACGACGGCUUCUCAGCGUUGCACCUGGCGGCAGCCCACGACCAGUGUACUUCCGGUGAUUCCGCGAUGGCCACGACAAUGGACUUGCUGCUACGAUGGGGUGCUGACGAGAAUGCGGUCGACUCACUCGGCAACACCCCCGUAACCGUUUGGAGAGAGAAUGAGUCCAUGUACACGCUUUCGUGGGCGAACAAGCAAUCUGUGAAGAAGAUGUUCCAACGGGCACCCAGAGACAAAGCGUGGCGUCGACGUGGCUGGCUAGUUCUGUGCCGUGCCUUCCCAAACAGCGUGCGGCUGAAAGCGGACAACGCUGGGACUUGUCCCGGGGCUGGCCGGAGUGUUCGAGCACGGAGCGUUGGUGCUGGGUCGGGGUCUGGCAGCGGCAGCGUCCCUCCUGUUGGAGAAGCCGGGGGAGUCGCAGUAGGCACACUGCUGCGCGAGAAGCACGGUGUUGUUGCUGGUGGCUUGAGUGCGCUGGUGGCGAAGGUGGUUGGCUUGCACGAGGAUGGCGUCUUCAGGACCAUCAUGGAGUUCGUAGGGCGGACUCCGCGGCUGUGAACGGAUGUUGCACCCCGUGUACACCCAGGUUGGUCACCACUCGCGCUGGCAUGAAGAGCGAUGAACUGCUUCGUUCACGCGACGUGGUGGGUGCAUGGUGAAUAUAGUUGUACGUUGUGCGUUGGUCGUACUGAAGGUGCUUGACCAACGACAGCUCGGUAUGGGUGUUGUACGGCGUAACCGUGGUGUCUUCAUAACGUACCAUCGAUUGAAAUAGAACUGCGAGAGCUGGGCAUGUCCCGUUGACUGAUGCGGAACUUCGUAGCGCCGAUAUUGUGAGUUAGCCGGUGCCUCCUUUGGUGUCCCGUGAGUUUGGUAGCAUCCAUUGUUUUUUUCCUGGCACCGUUUCAGGAAAUCGUCGGGGCAGUCCUUGUUGCCUGACCACCAGCCCACGCCCUAAAUGUGGGUGCGAGAGAGGAUUUUUCUGAGUGAUGAAGAGGCCGACAGAGAGCUUUAGGCAGAGAUGCUACCUAGGGCAGGACGUGCGAUGCUACGGGGUGUGCGCGUGGUUAACUACGACUUUCCCUAGUUUCAUUUUGUGUAUCAAGCCCUCCUCACGCCCUACAUACCCGUGUUGGCCUCUGGUCGGCGAAAAAGAACCGAUGAUGCACGCUCCCCGAUUUUGC
Ectocarpus siliculosus is the source of this 3254-nucleotide messenger RNA. Lineage: Eukaryota; Phaeophyceae; Ectocarpales; Ectocarpaceae. The record is from the annotation of a GenBank genome assembly.